Endocarpon pusillum Z07020 is the source of this 1701-nucleotide messenger RNA. RefSeq lists its product as uncharacterized. The transcript has a single exon. NCBI's taxonomy places the organism in Eukaryota, Fungi, Ascomycota, Eurotiomycetes, Verrucariales, Verrucariaceae. The record is from RefSeq and is a predicted model, not a curated record. Gene Ontology annotation, molecular function: sulfuric ester hydrolase activity. Bases 1 to 1701 code for a protein of 566 amino acids.
AUGGCUCAACCGAACCAGUAUCCUGCAUCUCCGCCAAUUUCACCGCCAAACGGUAUCCAAGGCGAGAAUGGUUUGUCCAUGCCAGUCUUUCCUGCCAAACCCAACAUUCUUUACAUCAUGGCCGACCAACUUGCAGCACCGCUGCUUUCCAUCCACAACCCCAAAUCACAGAUCAGAACCCCCAACCUCGACAAUCUUGCUUCCAAAUCAGUCGUCUUCGAUUCGGCAUAUUGCAACUCUCCACUAUGCGCACCUUCUCGAAUGGCCAUGAUCACUGGCCAGCUUCCGUCCAAAAUCGGUUCCUAUGACAAUGCAUGUUCCAUCGGAUCCGACGUCCCGACUUAUGCUCACUACCUUCGCAAUGCAGGAUAUGAAACAACAUUAGCAGGAAAGAUGCAUUUCAUAGGAGAUCAGCUACAUGGAUAUGAGAACCGCCUGACAGCGGACAUAUAUCCGGGCGAUUAUGGUUGGGCUGUCAACUGGGAUGAUCCCGAUAGGCGGUUGGAAUGGUAUCACAACAGCAGCUCUAUCCUCCAAGCGGGCCCCUGCGUCCGAAGCAAUCAACUCGAUUAUGAUGAGGAGGUCUUGUACAAAUCGAAACAGUACCUUUACGAUCAUGUCCGCAAGCCUGAUGCUCGGCCAUUUUGCUUGACGGUAUCAUUUACUCACCCUCAUGAUCCAUAUACCAUCGAGGACAAAUACUGGGAUAUGUAUGAAGGCGUCGAUAUCGAUCUGCCGAAAGUCCACAUCAAUCCCGAGGAUCAAGAUCCGCACAGCAAGCGGUUGCUGCAUGUUUGCGAGUUGGAAGGCCACACCUUCUCGGCUGAGCAGAUCAAGCGGGCUCGUCGUGCGUACUACGGUGCUGUCAGCUAUGUUGAUGACUGCAUUGGUCAACUUCUGGAAGUUCUCAAAAAGUGUGGCCUCGAAGACAAUACCGUCGUCAUAUUCAGCGGCGAUCACGGUGAUAUGCUCGGCGAAAGAGGUUUGUGGUACAAGAUGUCCUACUUUGAGGCUUCAGUCCGCGUUCCACUCUUCAUCAGCCACCCCAGGCAAUUCCGGCCUCACCGUGUCUCGCAAAAUGUUUCCACCUUAGACAUUCUCCCAACUCUGGCAGACCUCGUCGGUACUAAUCUUAUCCCAGGUCUUCCCAUGGACGGAAUGUCAAUGAUGAAUCACCUCUACGGCGGCAGCGGUCAUGACACUGUCUUUGCUGAGUACAUGGGUGAAGGAACCAUUGCACCAUUGAUGAUGAUUCGUCGUGGUCCUUGGAAAUACAUCAUUUGCCCUGCCGAUCCUCCCAUGCUCUUCAAUCUGGCAGAUGACCCCAAAGAGCUGAUCAAUCUUGCCAAGAGCACUGAUGACAAGGUUCAAGCAGUCUUUGAGUCUUUCCAGGUCGAAGCGGGGCAGAAAUGGGACUUUGAGCAGAUCACCCAAGAAGUUCUCCUUUGUCAACGUCGUCGAGCAUUCGUUUGGAGUGCACUGCAGAAAGGCCGCUUUGAAAGCUGGGAUUACAACCCUGAUGAUGAUGGCAGACAAAAGUACAUUCGUUCACAGAUUCCACUAGAUAUGUUGGAACUGAAAGCGAGGUUCCCCAUCCAUCAGAAUCUCGCCAUAAAUACGGUGGGAAUACCGGUGGAGAAAAUGUCCGCACCAACGCAGGCCUUGGUUGAAAUUGCUAGCGAUCCUGUUCAUUACAGGUAG